Molecule: messenger RNA, 570 nt
Organism: Cylicocyclus nassatus
Lineage: Eukaryota; Metazoa; Nematoda; Chromadorea; Rhabditida; Strongylidae
Source: the annotation of a GenBank genome assembly
AUGAUCACUGGUUAUGGUAUUGCCAGAACUAUGAAUAGAAUACACUACUUACCCUAUGAAGGAAGAGUAAGGAUACACGUCGAAAAAUAUCUGAUUUAUCUAGAGCGAAUUUUCCCACGUUUGAAGCAAACGUAUGUACUUGCGAAGAGGGGAACCGAGCAAAGAAAAGUGCGUUUUGCAAGUUCUUGCUGCACUUACUACGAUCCUUUGAGAAAGCAUAUAUGCACCAGUUUGAACACUACUGUAAAAGCUGCGAAUACAAUCGCAAGGAAAAUGAAUAUAUCGCACUUCAUCGUUUUCGGAGAUGAUCAUAAAUUUAUGACUAGUCUGUCAAAGGCAAUCGUAAAUGACGGUGGUUGGAAAAAAGAUGCAGUGGCUGUAUCAAAAUAUAAAGAAUAUCUGGAUUUGUUUUUAGCGUCUCAGCUAUGCAGCUCAUUUCUAAUUACCGCUGUCACAUCUACUUUCGGCUGGUGGCUCGCUUUUUUCGUGCCGAAUCAAAAUGCUAUCUACUACUUAAACGAUACUAGGCGACACGCCGACAAAAGACCUAACAAGGAACUCUUUUUGUGA